Molecule: messenger RNA, 1137 nt
Organism: Fusarium sp. VM40
Lineage: Eukaryota; Fungi; Ascomycota; Sordariomycetes; Hypocreales; Nectriaceae
Source: the annotation of a GenBank genome assembly
AUGCGAUCUUACGCUCUUCUCGCCCUGGCCGGCCCUCUCGCCGUGAGUGCUGCUUCUGGAAGCGGACACUCUACUCGAUACUGGGAUUGCUGUAAGCCCUCUUGCUCUUGGGGCGGAAAGGCUGCUGUCAGCGCCCCUGCUUUGACCUGUGACAAGCAGGACAACCCCAUCUCAAACUUGAACGCUGUCAACGGUUGUGAGGGUGGUGGUUCUGCCUUCGCCUGCACCAACUACUCUCCUUGGGCGGUCAAUGACAACCUUGCCUAUGGCUUCGCUGCCACCAAGCUUUCUGGUGGUUCCGAGAGCAGCUGGUGCUGUGGUUGCUACGCACUUACCUUCACCACCGGUCCCGUCAAGGGCAAGACCAUGGUCGUUCAGUCCACCAACACCGGAGGCGAUCUCGGUGAGAACCACUUCGAUCUUAUGAUGCCUGGUGGCGGUGUUGGAAUCUUCGACGGCUGCACUUCUCAGUUCGGCAAGGCUCUCGGUGGUGCCCAGUACGGUGGCAUCUCUUCCCGAAGCGAGUGCGAUAGCUUCCCUGAGACACUCAAGGACGGUUGCCAUUGGCGAUUUGACUGGUUCGAGAACGCCGACAACCCCGACUUCACCUUUGAGCAGGUCCAGUGCCCCAAGGCCCUCCUCGAUGUCAGCGGCUGCAAGCGUAACGACGACGCCCAGUUCCCUGCCUUCAAGGGUGAUACCUCGGCCAGCAAGCCUAUCGUCAACAAGCCCAGUGCCGCUGCUCAGCCCGCGAAGACCAAGCAGCCCGAGCCUGUUGUCCAGAAGCCCACGUCCACCAAGGCCGCCGAGAAGCCCUCUGCUACCAAGGUACAGCAGCCCUCCAAGGCCCCAGCAAACGGAUCUAACCCCAAGCCUCAGCCUGCUGCUACCAAGCCUGCCCAAGUCAGCAACAAGCCCCAGGCUACCCAGAAGGUUGGUGGAUCUAAGACCCGUGGAAGUUGCCCCAGCAAAACUAAGACAACUAUUCAGCCCGCGGCCCCCGCUAAGUCCGCUGUCGCUGCGUACAACCAGUGCGGUGGCUCCAAGUCCGCCUAUCCCAAUGGCAGCCUUUCUUGCGUUUCCGGAAGCAAGUGUGUCAAGAUGAACGAGUACUACUCUCAGUGUAUCCCCAACUAA